AUGGCCUACUAUGUUAGCGAUGUUAUGUAUGUAGAGGAUACGAGAGCAGCCAAUGAGGAUAGUCUCAGAGAGAUGGAAGGCAAGUUGAAUGGUCGAGAUGUUAUGCGCAUGAUUAGCAAUCAAUGGGACUUCAUGCUUGAUGCCGACUUCAAUCCAGUUAAGCUUGCGCUGGCAUUGCUUGACGAUAGUUCUCUUGGUAAAGACUACGGAGCGUUUCAACGUACCAUGGAUACCUUGAAUAAAGCUCUUGGACUUAUAGUAAAUGAUUACUAUCAGGGAUUCAACAGCUCAAUUGGAACAUUUGGUGGUGUAAUUAUGAACAUUGAAGAUUCUCAAGAACGAGUUUGCGAAAUAAAGAAUCAAUUGAAGCAAUGCAAGCAAUCUUUACUGUCAAAGCGGGCGGAUUUGAUGCAGUUGUGGUUUCGUAGUCAACAAUACAAAGAAAUGAUAAGGAUAUUGGAUUUAAUAGAAGAGGUUAAAGGAACACCGGAAAAGCUUGAAGUCCUGAUUCGUGAGAAACACUUUCUCACUGCUGCCAAGACGCUUCUCGAGGCCAUUCGCACAAUGGACAGAAGAGAGAUGGCUGGCAUUGGGGCCCUGUCUGAUCUGAAACGGUAUCUUAAAGCACAACAGAAUAGCAGCUUCAUAACCAUCUCUAUCUCAAAAGCCCGUACUGUGAUAGCCGAUGGGUUAGAUAUUCUAAGGACCAGGCUUCAUGCAGUACCUGCAGCCAUUUUUGACUUGAAUUCGGAGAAGGAGAUACGAUCAGUGUCUAAUCAUGCGGAUGGCAUUGGAAGCAAGAGCCAGAGUCUUUCCGUCAAUACGUCAAUAUCGAUAAACUCAUCGCUGGUUCCCAGAUCUCCUCGAUCCCCAAUGCUGACUUCAUCGCCUAAACCAAUAAGCCCUGCUUUGCCUAAAUCAACAAGCCCUGCUUUGAAUUCAUCAGGAGAUGAUGAAGAAGCGAUUAAAGAAAAUUUAGAUAUUAAUCCCGAGUCGGAUUCAUUUUAUUACAUGGAAAUAAUAUUAGAAUCGCUGGCAUUGAUUGGAAAACUACCACUUGCACUGGAGACGAUAAGUCAAAACCUUCCAAUAGAAAUAUAUCAACUUGUGGACAAAACUAUUGCUGAAGUAGAAGAACGGCGAACAGUUGACGUGUUUGCGACGAUGAAUACUAAAAAAACUGAUCACAUGAACAGAUAUUUUUUUGAUUCACCAAAAAACGAAACGCAAAUGGAAAUACUUCGAGAUCUUCUCUGGACUUUAUAUUCGAAAUUAGAUGCUGUAUUACAGGGACACAGAUUUAUUCUGAACGUUGUUGAGAGGAUAAGUAGGAGGCCGAGUUACCUUAAGAACAUUAACGGGACACAAAAGAUAAGAGUAUAUUCCUUCAUAGAAAUAUGGAAACCAAUCCAAAGUGAACUACGUGCCUUGUUGCGAGAUUAUAUCACUGAUGAUGAACGAGAGAAAGAUAUUUUUGCAACUCCAUCGGCAACCAUGAACGACCUCAUUAAAGAGAAAAAGCCACGAGACAGAUCAAAGCAACUCUUCAAAUUUUCCGACACGGAUCAAACGACUACUAUAGUCCUCGACAAACAAUACAAUGAAGAUAUCACAAAGGUGUUACAGAAAUCUCUCCCAGAUAUAUUUGGGAAGACUAACGGCGACCGUAUUGUAUUAUCUGGUCUAGUGGUUGAUAAGUUUGCAAACACGAACAUGACCGUUGGACAUAGGCUGGUAGUGAGACCAGACCCAUUCAAUGUGUCAGUGUUGUUUGAGCCGACAAUGGUAUUUCUUAACAACGUCAAAAAUAUCGUUUCGUCUAGCGGUGAUGCAGGGACGGUUGACUUUUCGGUGUUCUUGGAUGAUUUCGUGUUUAAUGUAUUUUUGCCGCAAAUUGAGGAUAAGGUCAUGGAGUUAUUCGACCAGGCUACUAAUGACCCACGAGCCUUCCAAGAGGACGCUAAAUACAAGAGAUUUGCACCACUGCCUAUUGUCAAGAGUGCGUCCUCGCUCAUGAUGCUUAUCGAAAGUCUCUGCUCAAUGCUUCGAACGAUGUCUUUUCAUAAAGACGAAUAUGGUAGAAUGAUAGUAAGAAUAUUGACAAAAUACUACGUCAAUUGCUUUGAACAAUAUCAAGCCAUUGUAUCCAAGAACUCGUUAAAAGAUGACUCUUCUGACUCGAGAAACCAGCAGAAAAUUAGUGCUACAUGGGUACAGCAAGACCAACUUGCCGAUGUGUUCGCUCAAUAUCCUUACCUUGCCGACGACGCAGUAAAGAACAAAAGAAGAAGGGCUGAGUUAUGCAAAAAGGAAAUCAAAACUCUGAUGAGAUUUAAAAAGAAUAGAAUCAUCCGAACUGGGGAGUUGAUAGUCGAUGGGAAUAAGAUAAAAUCGGUUGCUAUUUUGUAUCAUAGCUUGAAAUGGUUUGUUGCCAAAAUAUGGCAAUUGCGUGGCCUGGCAUACGAGAAUGUUGCUAGAAUGGAUGAUGGUAAACUGGCCAAAUCCAACCGUCGCUGGUCAUCUUAUGAUGCAUUGAAUAUGGCUAAUGCCACCUUCCAACAGUUAGCGGAACAGUGCCUAUUUACUCUUCGUGUUGAGAUGCGUUGCCAUACUAUGCAUUACAUAGAUCUUGCAACUAGAGAAGGUAACUAUCAGCUGAUGGAAGAAGCAGUCGAACCUGACCCAUAUAUUAUCCAACUAAAUGAAGACCUUGUCAAAUGUGAUGACUAUCUUUCAUCUAGUCUGCCUUCGCGAGAACACAAGUUCAUCUUCGAAGGUCUUGAUAAAUUGAUGGAAAAACUCCUAAUCAACAAUGUUACCUUUAUGAAGAAUCUAAAUCCUAACGGAGCUAAUAAGAUGUUGCGUAACAUCCUGGCUCUCCAACAGAAUUUAAAGAAUAUCGUGGAUAAUCCAAAGGAAAUAUCUUUAGAUAGAGCAAAGCGAUAUUACGAAUUGUACAAACACGGACCUGGGGAUAUGCUUGCCUCUGUACGGAAUAAUAAGAACAGUCGGGACAACAAGCCUGAAUUUACGUUCGAAGAAUAUCAGGCUAUGCUUGAGGUUAUUUACAACAUAGAUAAUGCUAAAGAACCAGAUACAGCUGGGAGACUUGAUGGUGGACCAUCACAAAAUAGGCGAUUGUUUAAUGAGCAUUUGCUUGAACUAAAUGAAUUGAUGCUUGAUUUCUUGUAG
Messenger RNA from Paraglomus brasilianum, 3192 nucleotides. The record is from the annotation of a GenBank genome assembly. Lineage: Eukaryota; Fungi; Glomeromycota; Glomeromycetes; Paraglomerales; Paraglomeraceae.